This is a messenger RNA of Schistosoma haematobium, 10478 nucleotides long. RefSeq lists its product as uncharacterized. NCBI's taxonomy places the organism in Eukaryota, Metazoa, Platyhelminthes, Trematoda, Strigeidida, Schistosomatidae. The transcript has 4 exons. The record is from RefSeq and is a predicted model, not a curated record. Gene Ontology annotation, cellular component: extrinsic component of cytoplasmic side of plasma membrane. Bases 267 to 1592 code for a protein of 441 amino acids. Gene Ontology annotation, molecular function: non-membrane spanning protein tyrosine kinase activity; ATP binding; signaling receptor binding. Gene Ontology annotation, biological process: cell differentiation; cell surface receptor protein tyrosine kinase signaling pathway; innate immune response.
AACACGUGAUUGUGAAAACAGGAAGGUCUGUUUUCUCAAAGUGUAAACAAAUCCACCUUUUAUAUUAUAAGGUAUCUAACUUCUUCAUGUAGACGUAUCUUGAUAACUUGUUUAAAUAAGUACUCUGAUGUUUCUGCCAAUGUUAUAUCCAAGGCCAGCUACAAUGACCAUGGCGCUUUGUGCGUUUUCACAUUUGCCGCAUGCUUUUUGUGACAGUUAAUGGCCACUCUAAAAGCACCAAACAAAAAUAGUAAUUAUCUCUUAUAAUGGGAAUUUGUUUGUGUCUUCAAAGGAGUACGAAACAAAGUCAGAACGACGGGGGUUCGCAUUAUUACCUAGGUUCGACUCCAACGACCGCAAACAAUGCGGCAAAGUACCUUUGUCACCAAACGCUUGAAGUUACGAAUAAUGGAACUACUGCCGACAUCGCUCCAACGAACGUCAACCAAGUGACACUGUACAACCUCGGUCCUAAAAAUUCUCUUGCCGUCUCGAGGAAUGUUGUGGCUGAUAUGCAUAUGACUUGUGUAGCUGGUCAGAAUAAUGCAAUUACGUCAGCAAUAUCUACCGUGUCUCCGGGGGGAAUUGGGGUCCAAGCGAGACCUUUGGUACAGGUCCGCGCCCUUUAUUCAUAUCAGGGCCACAACCAAGAUGACCUCUCGUUCCAGAAAGGAGAUAUAAUGUUUGUUAUAUCUGGUAUGUCUGAUGCAUGGUGGUUUGCAAGACAUUCCGACACUGGAAUGAGUGGGUACAUACCCAGUAACUACGUCUGUCUGAAUGAUGGACUUCCAACUAGCUUGGAUGCCUGGUAUGACAUAGGUCGACGUGAAGCUGAUCGAAAACUUUUGCUAGUGGGGAACCCCAAAGGAACAUACCUUAUUAGACCUAGUUCAGAAACCCAGAAUUAUGCACUCUCUGUUCGACAUUAUGACUCCGAAAAAAAUAUGUGGGUUGUAAAACACUAUCGCAUUCGGAUCCUUGAUAAUAACGGUGGCUUCUUUAUUAGUAUUCGCACGACCUUCCCGAAUAUUCAGGACCUCAUAAAUUAUUAUACAGUACACCCAGAUGGUUUAUGCUGUCGAUUGUCUAUCCCAUGCCCACGUGCAUAUCGUCCACCCGUGCAAUUUCGUGAUUUUGAAAUUAAUCGUGAUAGCAUAACAAGAAUUCGAAAGUUGGGUCAAGGUACAUUUGGAGAAGUCUAUUUAGCUAAAUGGAAUGGUUCAGUCGAAGUAGCAGUUAAAAUGAGACUCGAUCCUACAGAUCGUAGUCGAUUUAUUGAAGAAGCACGCCUUAUGCAUGCUUUUCAUCAUCCACGUAUUGUUCAACUUUUGGGCGUAUGUACUGAACCGGAAGACCAACCAGUUUAUAUUAUUACUGAAUUAAUGCGCAAAGGAGCUUUAUAUGAUUUUUUACGUACAGAAGAAGGACAUAAAUUGACUUUGGAUGAUUUAAUUGAUAUAAUGGCACAGGUGUGUGUACAUUUUUGUUACUAUUUUAAGUUAUUUGUACAACUAGUUUUCGCUUUGAUUAAGUUAAGUUUUUACCAUCUUCAGAAGCUAAAUUAUGAUAUAUUGUUUGUUUUUGUUUACUAGCUUGCCGUCCUUGUUGUAUCUGUAAAAAAUGAUGAGGCUAAUUGGCACAAUAAUUAAACUGACAAAAAAGAUAGUGGUAUGUUGAAAAGUUAGAUGUCACUUACUGGUGAAGAUUUCAUAGAUUAGUGUUCAGAAACAAUCUAGAUGUUGAUUCUUCAACUUCAACAUCAUAAAUCUCGGGUUGCAUUUCUGAUAAUUAUUUAAUAAAUUUCACAGGUUGAAAUCAUGAGUCGAUUCAAGCUAGACCACCAUGGAAAACCUGGAAGCAGUGGACGGCCGUUUCGUCCUAGUAUGGGACUCCUCAGCAGUGCGCAUCCACGAUCCCACCUCUCGAGACAUUCGAACCCAGGACCUAUCAGUGUCGCGCGCGACCACCUAAUAAUUAGAACACUGAGUCGGCAUCCAACUGUGUUAAUGUCUAACUUCAACCAAUCCACGAAGUUGCGCCACCGUACACCAUUGUCUUCAGUGAGUUGAUAUCUCACAACAGACCUGGUUGAACUCCACUGGUAACGGCUUCUCACUAGAACUCCAGGAGUUUUUCCUGAAGUCAGUCACUAGUGAGCAGUUGAUUAUUAUCAGAAUGGAUUUUGUGGAGAGUUUUAGAAAUUUCACAGGUUGAAAUCAUGAGUCGAUUCAAGCUAGACCACCAUGGAAAACCUAUGGAAAACUUAUUUAAUACUUGUGUAGAGUAAUGACUUAGUGGUUAGUGCAUUCAACUUCUAACCAAUAUCUCUGAUAUUCCAACCCCCACUUAGUAUAAAUAGACCUCACACAAGGUGUGACUCAUUAGAUAAACAUGUACUUGUCAUUUGGCAAAUAAAUCACAUAUAUAAUAUUUUUCUGUUCGGGAAUACAAACUUAUCAUAUUUACGUUCGGUAGUAUUAUCAGUGACCGUUGUACACUGAACAAGGUCCGAGGGCGAAGUCGUACUGCUGACUGUACAGAGGUGUGACGGCAAUAAGGUGUUUCCUUCAGACAACCAACAUAACAGCGACACUUUCUUCCCACAAACGAAGGAUGGGGUUAGAAAAUAUCGACCCUAAAAAUGCACACCUCGCCUUAUCCCACGGAUUUCCGUCUCCGGCGAUAAGGUCUCAACAAGUACGGAGCCAACACAACAGUUACUCACAAAAAGGUCGUGUGUGACCGGCCUCAGGCUGUUGUUCCUUAGACACUGCGGUCACACACUCAGGUCACUAAGACCAACUAACCCAAUUCCCUUUUCACGUACCUCUAGGAAAAGCCUUCCACGGUGUGGGCAACCGGGAAGUGAUAACCGCCCUCAUAUCUCUAAUAGCGCUCAAGACUACUGCAAUGAAUUUAACGUACGGUCUGUUAUUUUAGGAUUAUUGCACAGUGAUAAAGUCAAAUUGUCUGUCUUAUUAUAUUUAUUUGACAUUAAUCAAUGUAUUCCAUGGGACGAUGUAUUGUAAUUUAUGAAAUUAAAAUAAUAUGAAAAAGGAAUAAUAAGGAAGAUAGCAUGUUACAUUUUUUGUGUUAAUUUAUCCUAGGUAUAACGAUGUCAGAAUAGAUUACUCAAUUUGAAGGUUUUUUCCUAUCAUAAUAAUCUAUCAAUAUUUCGCUUUACGACAAAAUACGAAUCGUGUAUUUUAUAUCACUCAAAAAUAGCCGAAAAAUAUUAAUCUUUGAAGUGUUCUCCCUUCACUUCAGUUUAGCUUCGGAUGCUCAUUGGAAACAUACUAAUUCUUUGGUGUUUGGUGAAUUUAACUUAUUAUAUAUAGUGUAAUAAGUAGAUACAAUUUUGUUUGCUUUCUUGGGAGGAAACUGUAACAGUAUUUUGUUUAUUUUAAUUUGAUAGAUGAUUGAUUUACAACUAGUUAUCUAUAUUUCUUUUUGUGUGCCUUCCUACGACUGUUAUUGUUUUUCAAAAAAAAACCCAAAGCAUUACUAUACUGACAUUUAAUGUAUUAGCUUAUAUUUUAUUAGUUAAAUCAAUUCACGAAGUAUUAGCUGAUGCCAUGUUUAUCAAUCACUUCUUAGUGCUGAUUGGAAUCUAUCAACGAAGUUGUGAUUCGACCACUAGUUUGAGUGAUUCAUCAUCACCUGAACAUGUUGAGAUGUUACGUGGUUGACCUACUAAUCAUCACUAAAGACUUGACAAACGGAACAUUAGCCACGACUCAAUGGUCAAUCAUUUGUGAACAUCUCAAUCCUAAAAAAGGUCAACAGUGGCUCAAAUAAGUUGGAUGCCCCAAAGUUCAGCUCUACCAAGAUUACUUGUACAUCUUUCUGACGAGUGCCAAAUAACACGGAACAUAUAUCCAGUUUUUUUUGUUACCGAAAUGUGAUCCACUUUCGUUUCGCACAACUGCGUAUUGCCACGUAAACCUUACCUGACAAUAGUCUACCCCAAAAAGCCCGAAUAUAUAUGCUGAUAGCUGUUUACUGAGUCACAUAUAUAGAACAUGGUUUCUAAAAGUAGGGGGUAUUCGUAGGUUACUAGUGUUCGAUUACAGUUGUCUUCGGAGCCUUGCUCGUAUAUUUAUUUAUUUUGAUGGUAAACCAGUUGAUGAGGUUGUAAAUCUUCAUCGACUGAGAUGUUUUGGCUACGUGUUACGUAUACCUGAACAUCGAUUACCACGACGCGCAAUGCUGACUAAUGUUGCAGACGGAUGGAAGUUAGGGGCGGUCAAACAAAAACGUGGCAUCAGUCUUUGAAGUCACUAACUUCUAGUAUGAGCCAUGUUGGUAGAUGCAGACUACUUGGUUGGGGUCGACAUGACUAUCGUAACCAAUGGUUGGAGACUGAAUGACAUGGCUCGAAAUCGACAACAACGGCGUAGGUGUAUACACUCUUUGUCUUCCCUUAAACUGCGAGAUUAAAAUCGCCUUAUAUCUUUCAUUCUACGGACUAAUUAUUUCUUCCUGUACUCAGUCAGUAACAACGUAGAACUUCGUACGUACGUACAUCAGUUCGAGUUGCCACACCACAUUAGCACACAGAUGUAGUGGUCGAUUCAAAUCCCGUAGUGGUAGAGGUAAUAAGAGUAUAAGCAGUAAUCGGGAAAAUUAGUGUUUGGAGAUGUUAUUUAAAGAGUAUAAUACAGUGAAAUAAAUUUGGGAAGAGAAAAAAAGAGACAAGGAGGAAUAAGGAGAUCAAAAUUUGGGAUAACACAAAGAGUGUAUGCACCUGCGCCAUUCCUGUACUAUAUCCUUGUAUACAAUCUUUUAUAUAUUACUACCGUUGAAGUAACUACUAUCAAUUUGUUGUCCAUCUUGCUGUGCUAAUGAGGUGUGGAGACCUAGACCGAUGCAUAUAUGUGCCUGGUCCUACGUUGUAGACAACUGACUAAAUGCUCGGAUAUUUUGGUACAAUCGAAUUACCAAUUUUAAGGUUAUACGUAAGCAUGCUAAAUCAAUUGACAACGUGGUUAAUCUUUAUUGACUGAGAUGGUUAGGACGUGUAUUAUAAACGCUCAUCCACCAACUACUUUGAUGCACGAUAUGGCUGAUGUAAGAGUAGGUUGGAAGAAAGCUAAGGGUGGUCCAACUAAGACAUGACAUCUAUCCACAAACUAUUUGGUUUCAGCCAUGUAGGUAGGUGCAGACUACCCGGUUAGGAUCCACGUGAUUAUCAUAACCAAUCGUUACAGAUUUUAAAAUCGUUCGCGAUGACGCAGGUGCAGUUACUCUUAUUUCCCCCUACAUCCUAAGUUUCUCAUAAAUUUAUUUUAUGAUUUAACUAAUUUAUAUUUCCCUCUCGAACUGUGUCAUGAAUUUUUAAUCUUUUCUAUUACCGUUAAUCUUGUUACUACCUGUACUACUCUGGGAUUCCCUCUGACAAUUUCAUCGCUGUGCUAAUAAGGUAUCGCAACUUGAACCAAUAUAUACAGGUACCAGUUUCUGCGUUACAACUGGUUGACUGUGCAUUAAUGUUCACUACAUUUUCUAAUUAAAUUAAAUUCAGAUUAACCUUUUUUCUUUUUGAAUUUCAAUCGUACAGAUUGCUAGUGGUAUGUCGUAUUUGGAAGAAAUGAAUUCUGUUCACCGAGAUUUACGUGCAGCUAAUAUCUUAGUGGAUCAAGAUUACUCAGUUAAAGUUUCAGAUUUCGGAUUGGCUAAAAUUAUUAGCGAUGAUUCUCAUGCUGAUCCAAAUACUAAAUUUCCUAUUAAGUGGACAGCUCCAGAAGCGGCUUUACAGCAUAUCUUUAGUAUAAAGUCUGAUGUAUGGUCGUUUGGUAUAUUGAUGUAUGAAAUAGUCACUUACGGUGGAACGCCUUAUCCAGGUAACCAGUGCUGUUCAUCAAAAUUUUUGCAUUCCGUUUAUAAAAAAUCGAUAUUUUGAUUACUCGCGGCUUAUUUCUAUAUGUUACAUAUUUUGAUUUGUGGGAAAAGUCUUUUCUCAUCGCUUACUAUUAUAUAUAGAAUUUAUUUAUUUGGACACAUAAAUGUUGGUACAAAGGAGCACCGAAUACAUAUGGGCCACACAAGUCACUUGAUUUGUGUGUGGGCUGUGAAUACUGCCCAGCAAUAGGUUUAUACACCAUUUGUUCCCUCAAGAUCCUGGAGCCCAUGUGCACUACUGGUUUCGAAUCGGGGUUUUCCAACCCCCAUAGGUGAAUCCUCCAUAUCCGCCAACCCAGUUCAAGAGCCUGACAUUCGCUUUUCGUCCUCCCAAUUUCGUAAACAACACCCCACCACGAGAAGACAGUGAGUAGGACUUCCCUGACAGUGGCUGUAUACGCGUGGUUAUAUGAGAGCAUUUGGAGAGGGAGAGCGGACUCUCCCCAUCCUCGGCCGUACCAGGGCAUAUAUAAGGGCUAGUCGCAGCCAACUAUUUGUCGAAUAUUCAUGAUCAGUAAGAGAUUUGAAUACCUAACUCCAAUGAUCUAAUAAUCAGAAAUUCUUAUAGCCACAAUAAAGUUCAAAACUAUGUACAAUAUCCUUCUUGUCUGUUGAUUAGUGAAAUAUAAUGAUACUGUGGAAUUGGUUUAUUCAACGCAUUCGGGGUCAGGUUGUAAAUGGAUUGAUAGUAAUUUGUCCAACUGUGCUUUCUCUUAAUUUUUUUGGAUAAUAUAUCUCUGGUGAUGUAGAAUGGAUAGAAUGUGGCUACCAGUGUAAUGGAUGACAUGCGUUCCGCUCUACUCUUCAGUUGGGUGUACCUGCAUCCCAGAGUUUAUGUUCACCCCGGGAGUCGAACCGAGUACCGUUCACUUCAAAUGCCAUCGGGUUAUCCACUUAGCUACUGAAUCUAUAUAGCAACUCACUUGUGCAAUGGGUAUGAGAUUUAAUUCAAUUUGAAAUAUUUUCUCGAUCAUCCCGUUGUUGAUAUUGUCGACUGUGAUUUAAUCAGUCUUGGUUGGUGUAUGAGCAUCCUGUGCAGACUGUAUAGAUAUAGCCAUUAUUAUACAAGUUUAUGUACAUUAGAUGACUGUGGGUGACAUGGCUCAGAAUCGAUCACAAUGGCGUAGGUGUAUACACUCUUUGUCUUCCCUUAAACUGAGAUUAAAAUUAUUUCACAUAUUUCUUUCUACGAACUAAUUCUUUCUUUCUGUACUACAUCCUUACAUAAAAUCUUUCCUUUAUAUAUUAUACCAUUGAGUUAACUACUUCUAUGAAUCCGGUGUUCGUCUUGCUGUACUAAUGAGGUGUGGAAACUUGGACCGAUACAUGUGUGUGCCUGAUCCUACGUUGUAACUGACUGACAUUAGAUGAAAUGUGGCUAGCAAUGGAAUCCAGAGCUCGUGUUUCGUCCUUAUACCAACGACUCCUGAUCAAAUAUGCAUAUUUUUAGUGGUUAUUAUUUAAUGUUAGUCAUUUGCCAAGUACAGAUUUAUGUAACGGGCUUUGAGCCACACUUUGUAUGCAUCCAUAAGGUCUAGUGAUAAGUUGCUUGAUUCUCUAAACGAUUUUGAAAAUUUUUCCAAUUUUUCUUAUCAAUCAUAAUGUUAAUGUGGAAGAAAAAUGUAUCAUACAAAAGAAAAAAUUCAAAUUAUAUACUGUUUUCAAUGAAUAGGUUGAGAUGGGUUUUUGGUUUUUUCUGUUUUGCAGUUGAACAAUCAGUAAAGAUACUAAUCCGUAUGAGUCUUAUUAACAAUCUAACUCGCAAAUAAUUUAUUUUCCUUAAUGAAAUCAUCAACCAUCAGCAAUCUUUAUCGAUCGAUGCGCCGUGACCUCAAGUUCACUAUCUCAGUCAUAAUUUGUUCAUCCGUAUAGUUAGUACUAACUAAAUAGUAUUACUUAAUUGUCGAAUUCGGAAUAGUAGUGAUACGGAGUUCAAACUUACGAUAUUUUAAACCCAAGUUCCCUAACCAUUAACUAACUCGUUGUUCUCCUCUUUCCACUUUCACACAGGUUCAAAUACUAAUUGUCAUUGUUUAGAUAAUCCUUCCCCUCAUAUUAACAGUAACCUUCAUCAAACAGUCUCCCAAAGUGUGAGCAUACUAAUUUGUACAAUGGUUGCUCAGUUAAAUUAAACUGAAUUACAAUGUUAACGUGAUAUGACAGGUAAUAAUUAAUGCUGAAAAUCAGGUCUCUUUAUUUGAUUGGUGAGUGAGUGACCUACGGAUUCCAACCUCGUACUUAUUAUUAAAUGUCAUCUAAUCACGUCUUCUUGUAUUUAAUAUCUUUGGAGUUAAUCAUGUCAUUUUACUCGAGGUGAAACCUACUUCUUUGCUGCCAUAUGGUUUUUUUUAAUAAUAUUUCAUUUGCGGGUGUGCAUCGACAAGUCAAUCUUAUGAGCAGCUAUCACUUGAUCGCAUAGUAUGGUUUCGGUUCAUCUGUCAGCCAUAUCAUCAUAUUCAUUCGUCAAAUACUGAAACCUAUCCUCCAUAACAGGACCUCAUCCACACAAAUCAUAUUUUCUCACCCGUAAGACCGAUAAACGUUUUUUGUUAGUUGUUACUAUUUAUCGGUCCAUUUCGGCAUUUUUCCAUUCCGCUUCUGUCUAAAAGGUAUUUUCUCGUAACCAAAAUAAUUUGUACUUGGGGAUGUGGGAAAAUACCUAUAACUUUGUUUCCGUAGUCUUAUUGCAUGCAUAUGUGGUUUUUUAAAAUCUGUUCAUUUCUGUCCAUUGUUUUUCUUCUAGGAAUGACUACCCGUCAGACAGUAGCUGAGGUUGAAAAAGGUUAUCGAUUACCUUGUCCUCAUACUCCUGAACAUCCUUGUCCUGAUGACUUAUACAAUCUUAUGCGAAAAUGCUGGGACGCUAGACCAGAGAAUCGUCCUACAUUUCGUUCUUUGUAUGAUGUUUUUGAAAACUGGUCUACGCACACAGAAGCUCAAUAUCUAGAUAACUAGGAUCCAAUCUUCCUUUUUUCUUAAUAAUCAUUCCUAAUUCAUAUUAAUAUUUCACUACGUGUACAUUUCCGGUGAAGUAUUUUUCUUCCUGUGAAUUCUUGGUUUUUCUUUAUGUACAUAUUAAAUAUUCACUUUUUGUGGCCAGAUUGUUCAACGUGUAUUGUACAUGCAUCUGUUUAUUGUUUUAUUAGCUACCUCUCUUGUCAUUAAUUUCUCCUACCUUUGUGUUUUCUAUCUACUGUUUUCUGAUUUUAAAAAAUGACACAGUAUCCUGUUGUCUACAAAUAUAUCCCGCGCCAUUAAAUUUCUAUGUAAUACUGAUGUUUUGUGUCCCACAACUCUGUCGUACAUUUAUAUUUAUAUCCUUCCAGUAUUUUAAAAGUUAUACUGCUUCUGCUUUCGUAGGCAAAGAAAAUAGCAAUCGUAAUUUCCGAUGAAUACUUCCAAUUCGCAUAUAGAUUACUAUAUAGGCCUCUGCAUUUUCUCAAAAUCUACUCAUUUUAGCUAAGUUGUGUAUAUCAGUAACACUGCUAAUUGAUUUCGUUUUAUAUGUAUUCUAUAAUUAUUAUUCGGUUUUUGUAAAUUAUGUAUAUCGCAUUUUUAAUGUAACUUUUUUCUAAUCCUCUCAAUAUGCUUUUUUUCUAGACUACCUUUAAAUAAUUACAUUACCAAACGUUUUUGUUUUUGUGUGUACAAUAUGAAGAGUAAAGUUGGCAAACAAUUCCAGCACACAGCAAAGCUAAUUAUUAUAACAAUGUGCAUCCAGUAUACCUUCUUUUCUUUUCUUUCUUUUUCUAAUGCCUAGUGUAUAUCUGAUGUAACCUGAGAAGUAUCACUAUUCUACUGCUGUAAACAUCUUAUUACGAAUAUAUAUACACCUUUUUAGUUGGAAACAAACUAUUCAAUGUCAGUAUCACUCUACCGUCGUAGAAAUACCUGUAAAUUCUGUGUGUGUUCCAAUCCACUUAGUGCAAGCAGAAAGCAUAUUCAUGCGAUUGUCUAUAUCUAUUUUUAUCGCUCUCUCUCUCUCUCUACCAGUUAAUAUUCGAAUAAAUUAAUGUGUGAUUCAUUUCACUUAGUGGCGUUUCUUUCUCAUAAGGGUGAUCUCAAUACUGGUUGAAUUGGUUCUUGGAUGAGAUUCUUAAUGUCAAUAUGUGCGCAUUGUUGAAUCUGUAUUCAUUGCUCUGAUUGUUAUAUAAAUUAUGAAACUAAAAGAUCCAAUAUACAACAUUUUCGCUCUUGUUCUUGUUUCAUGCAUCCUUUUCUAAUUCUGCCACUGUUUAUUGCCUAUGAAUUGAUCAAUGUAUUUCGAUUGCGUGUAUUAUUCUUAGUCUUUCCUUUUAUCCAACCGAAAUGCAAUUUUCGUGUAUAUGAUUUGCGUUGUCUGUUCACAACAAUUAUAAAUAAAAUAAAAUGUACUAAAUUCUAUUCAAGUUAGUUUUUUUUAGUAAAUGUAUUUUUGUGGAAAUUAGUUUAACUUGCAGGUUAUUUUGAUAAUUGAUUAAUCUCAUUUGGCGUACAAACCAGGGAUCGAACUCCAUAAUCUUAAGUUCUCGCAGUGAGUGUUUAGCCAUUAGAAUAACUGAAUAUAUGUUCAAAAGCUCAUCCCAAGUUCGAUGCCA